UUAGCGUCUCACUUUCUGACUUUCUCAGUGUGGGCCACAUCGCCAUUAUGGUCCCCCCCCGCCCCCCUCCCAGGAGAGAAGAAAUGUAUCAUCACCUCAUGAUGUUAUUACACACGAGGUUAUCAGCAUUUUCAUUUUGUGUCAGCGACAAACUUGCAUCCAAAUCAAAUGUUUGAAAUGGGGGUCAACAACAAAUACCUAAGAAACCCCCACUUCCUGCACAAAGUACACAGGCAAAAUAAUUACAAUAAUAAUAACACAAAGACAACUAAAUAAAGUUGUCAUUUUUGUAAAAUUAGGUUUGGGGGAAAUUAGAAUAUUAUGAGAAUAAAGUUGAAAUAUUUGGGGAAAAAUGUGAAAAAAGCAGAGUGAAGUUGAUGAUAAUAAAAAUAAUAAUAAAUUAAUAAUAAUGAAAAAUAAAAAUAAUAAAUUAAUAAUAAUAAUAAUAAGAGCAAAUUUUUCCAACUUUUUGCAUGAAAUAUCACCAAAAAGUUUGAGCCAAUGAACUUGGUUGUCUUCCAGGUCCACUCGGUACUCGCCUCCACCCACGUUCUUUCCCACAGGCCACGUCACAGGCAGGUAUCACGGACUCUGAAAUCCAUUCAGAGAAGACGCAGCCUUGCCUUUUGGUGCAAAUCUGGAUAAAGGUGCAGUUGAGAUCCUUCACCAUGCUCCCAAGGGCCCCAUGCAGUACUCAGGUGUGUGCUAAAGUUCCCAUCGGGACUAGGAUAUCCCGACAUGCAGUGCGCCACAAGAAAGUACUCCACCUGUUAUUAGACGAACGGACAGUGGGGGCCGUCGUCAUAACAACAGUCAUGCUGGAGGAGCCACAGGAGCCCCAAACGUCACAUUGUGAUCUGUCAAUGGACAGUCACACACCUGCUUCAGCAAAAUCACAGGAUAUUUCUCCUGUGUUGGCGAGCACCUUUAAGGAGUUCUACAAAGAACUGACGCCAUGCAACCUGAUAAAGACAAAGGGGAGAAGCAGCUUUCACGACAGAUACAUCCAAGAGCUCCAGCAGGUUCGUACAGAAUACAACCGGUGCAUAAACGAGGCAAACAUGCUGGAGAGCCACAUCAUUCAGGCCCGAGCGGAGGCGGCCGCCACAGAGAGGCAAGCCUUGGAGAGGAUGAAGGAGCAGUUCAGAGAUGUCGAGGAUCUCCAGGCUCUCCCAUCAGUCAAGUCAGCCUUUGUCUGGCAUAUCGAUGAAGGUCUUCUCCAAGCUAACAACCUACUUUCGCCGCUGGACUAUUUAACGCCACAAAAAAUCCAAAUGAAGGCCCCAGCAGUUGUGAAGCCAGAUCUUACCAGACCCACCUUCGCCUCCACCAUGCACACGCAGCCCGGCGACAUGCAGGAUGGUUGGGGCGACCUGAGAAGGAGAGACAGAAGGGAGUCUGAGCUCACCCAGACCCGGGACUGCAGCUCAGUGGCCACCAAGUGCACGGCGAGGUCCCCCGAGAGCAAACCUCGACCCAAAUGGAAGGAUGAGCCGAGUGCGGAGGAUCGGGCCGAGGGCUUUGAAAAACUCCAGAGGAUGAAAGAAAGGCAGCGCAUCCUCCAAAACCCGCGCUUCCUUUCUCCAAAAACCCACGGGAGGGGCGGCACUUCCCUCAUCCAAGGCUUGAAGACAGAUCCCAGGAGGGAGGAGACGGGAGAGGAAGGCCCCAAAGAUCCCAUUCAGGUCUUCCUGGCCAAUCCUCCAGUUGUCCUUUUUAGCACCUACAGUGUAGGCCGUGUGUACGAGACAACACUGGAGUUAAAAAAUGUGACGUCUUCCUGCCGAGACGUGCGAGUCAUUCCUCCUAGCACUUCCUACUUCACCAUUGGGCUAGGGAGGUUCCCCGGCGAGGGCGGCACGGUCGCUCCAGGCAUGAGCUGCAAGUUCACCGUGCACUUCGCUCCGGACUCCCUGGGGGACUACGAGGAUUUCAUCGUGGUAGAAAGUCAGGGUGAGCAUCUGCUGGUGGUCCCUCUGGAGGCCCGGAGACCCCCACCCGUUCUCACGUUGCCAAGUGUUCUGGAAUGCGGUUAUUGCCUCAUCGGGGGAGUAAAAUGUGUGGAGUUCCCAUGUCAGAACGUGGGUCUGAGUGCUGGGACCUUCUGUAUCAUCCCAAAGAACCAGUGGCCGGCCACCAACCCCCGGUCGGUGGUCGCUGGUAGUUAUUCCGACCAGCCCCCCUUUGCCAUCAGCCCGUCUUUCUUUGCCCUGCAGCCCGGGGAGGCCACCAUAGUGGAGGUGGUUUUCUUCCCCACGACCACGGAAAAGAGUCGUGAGAUUUUCACCAUCGCGUGCGACAACUGCCAGGUCAAGGACAUUUCUCUUCAAGGUGAGGGCCAGCUCAUCGCCCUGGAGCUGCUGUCCGUGACGGGGAAGGAGCAGCCCCUGGUGUUGGGGGAGGUCCACGACAUCACUGCAGACCACUUCAUCCGCUUUGACUCGUGCAACCCUCACUCGGGGCAGCACAAGAUGGUGGUCAUCAGAAACAAUGUCCACCUGGAGCUGCCUUUCCACUGGCAGGUCAUGAAGCCCAACCUCCUGCCGCUGCUGCCGGGCGAACUCCCUGACCCCUCCCACUUCCAGUACAACCACGACAGGGACGAGGUUUUCCACGUCAGCCCCUUGUCUGGAAUUCUAGCACCCUGCCAGGACCGAGAGUUCAUGGUCGCCUUCUGUCCCAAAGAGAUGCAGGAUUACCACAGCGUCCUCCAUUUAGUCCUGAGCGACGUCCCCCAGCUGCCAUUCGAGUGCGACGAGGGCGGCGUCCUCCAGCCUGUGCGCGUGGGCUCCAAGGUGGGCGAUGCCACCGUCAUGGAGAUAGAAGUCAAGGGGUCGACGGAGCCCUUCCACAUCCUGCUGGAACCCUACGCUGUCGUCAUCCCGGGGGAGGUUUUUAUUUUCACCACCACCCGGCGGCUUUUUAAGAUGUGGAAUUACAGCAAAACGUCAGUCUUCUUCCAAUGGGAGAAGAUGAGCAGCAGCUGUCACAGAAUAGAAGUGGAGCCAUCUUCUGGCAAAAUAGACGAGAAGGAGUGUUUUGCUUUCAAUCUGAUCGUAACGGGGGGGAAAGCGGAGAAGGUAGUCAGCAGUCUGCUCUGCCACAUCCAGCAUCGCAAGGAGCCCGUCGCCCUGGCCGUGGAGGUCACCUUCAAGGGUCCCAGCGUGACCAUCAACACUCCCAGUGUUGACUUUGGCCUCGUACGACUGGGGGAGGAAAGCCAGGUGCAGAUCUACCUCAACAACCCCACUCACCUGGAGGCCUCCUGGACGCUGGAGGAGGUGCACAGGAGUCAAGAUGAAAGCCAGGAAGUGCAGCUCUUUGUGGAACCAUGCGGAGGUGUGCUGCCCCCCUUGGCCGGGUGCAACGUGGACAUCCUCUUCAGGCCGCAGUCCUGCCAGGUUUUCGAGACGGAGCUGGAGCUGGCGGUCGAGAAUGGGACGGGAUGUCACCUCCAGGUGGGCGCCGACGUGCAGUCUCCUCAGCUGUGUCUGCUGAACUGCCAGCUGCUCCUCCCCGAGCUCUACCUGGGCAUCGCCGCCCAGGGAACCGUCACUCUUUUCAACCAAACGCUCCUGACGUCCAACUUCUCCUGGUCGGAUGAGCUGAAGGGUCAGCAGGCGCCGCUUUGUUCAGCCGCUUUUGAGCCGGCGUCAGGCACCCUGGGACCGAACGCCAGCUUGGAGAUCACCAUCACUUUUAUCUCCAACACGGAUGUGUCGCUUCAGGAUGUUGUCGCUCUCUGCGAGGUGGAGGGCAUGACCUCGCCUCUCGUCCUCAGCAUCCUGGCCCCCACCAUCCUGACGCUCCGAGUGUCCUAUUCGCUGGCCGGCGUCAGCCCCGCCUCAGACGAGCUACCGCGGCUGAUGCUCGACUUCGGCGAUGACGUCACGCUGGCCAAUCCCGUCACCAGGCAGCUCCUGAUGACCAACCACACGGCCAUCCCGGCGACCUUCACCAUCCAGGCCGAGUAUUUCUCCUGCCAGGCUCGGAAGGCCAGCAAGCAACCAGAGAAAAGACCCCAAUACCUGAAGAAGCCCCUUCACUCCGUCCAAGCCAAGAAGUUGGAGGACCAGUCACACAAGGACUUUGUGAGCGACCUGCUGGCGAACGGCAAAGGUGCCGCCUUCUACAUCGUGCCCAGCUCGGGAACGCUGGAACCCUUCGAGACCCAGACUGUGGAUGUGACGGCCUACAGCGGCAUGUGGGGGGAGUACACCGAUCAUCUCGUAUGCGCUGUGGGGGACCUUGAGCCCACCCUCAUCCCCAUGCAGAUGACCGUGAUAGGGUGUCCGCUCUACUUCCAAAUCACGGGCCCGCGUGCCAACGACCAGACCCAAGGACCCAACUUACAGUUUGGCACCCGCGUGUCCGGGGGCGACACCGUGUCUCGCUCCCUCCGCAUCAACAACCCCACCAUGUUUGACAUCCGUCUGGACUGGGAGACCUACAACAUCAUUCCCAACGACCGGAGACUGGUGGAUGUGGUCAUGUCGUACGGCCAAAGCUUCCCGCUCAAAGACGCGGACGGCAGCGAGACGCUGAGAGACACGCCGGGCCUCUCCAAGGGGGAGGCUGACUCCAAAAGCGCUCAGGCUUUAAGUUCCGAGGCGACAAGCGCUUCUCUCCCCUGCACCCCUGUGACAGACAGAGAAGAGGGCCCAGCCGAGGAGGACUCCAUCGGACUUCCUGCUGCUCCCCCCAAAAUCCUCUCCAUCCACAUUCGGCCGCACAUCGGGGACAAGUCAGACGAGCCCUACUGCGUCACACCGUCGCAAAUUGUGAUCCCGGCCAGAGGCAGCAGCACCGUGUACAUGUCUUUCACACCGCUCACCCUGUCUGGACCAACUGACGAGGCCAAGUGUUUGGGCCUGGCUGUGGGCUACAUUAGUCUGGACUCUGAGACGGCCGCCUGCGUCCCGGGUAAAGUCAGGCGGAUUCAGGGUUUAGAUUUGGAGCCCAUCAGAGUGGAUCUCCUGGCGGUGGUCAAGCCUGCAGUGCUGUUGGUGCAGAUGGAAGACGACGGCGACGUGUUGGAGUUUCAGGCCUCGGCGGGUGAUUUACUGAAGGAAGGGAAGGCCGACACAGACCAGGUCAGCCUGAAGGUCUCCGUGCAGGAAUUCAACAACGUGCAGACUGUCACGCUGAAAAACACCACGGACAUGCCCCUGCGCUUCAAGCUGAGGACUCAGCCGCCCUUUUCAGUGCCCCAGGUGCCGCCCGAAGCCGGGCCCGGCACAUCGGGCAAAGCAUCGCCCGCUGACGCCGACUGUCUGCUUCUGCAACCACAAAAUAGCACACAGGUGAGGGUGUCCUUCCUCUGCUCCCUGGCCCUUCUGAACUACGCCGAGCUGCCUGAAGAUCAGCUCCCCGCUGGGGUGACGGUGGUCCACAGCGAGAGCGCAUUCAAGCAUCUGAGGUUCCGGGAAGAUCUCAUCAUCCACUUCACCAACAAUAGCCUGCAGACGGUGCCGCUCUGCGCCCACCUGAAGCUUGCGUCGCUGCACCUGUCCACCGACACCAUCAACUUUGGCCUUUGCUUGGUGGGGGAGACGCAGACCAAAGAAGUCAAACUGUACAGCGACGGCUCACACACUCAUUGGAAGGCCCAGAUAGAGUCACCUGACGAUGACGCCGCCGCCGCCGCCGCCCACGUCUUCAGCAUCACACCCAGCUUCGGGCUCCUCUCUUCAAAGGACGACCCGCACACGGCCGACAACAGCCAGCGUCUGGAGAUCAGCUUCACUGCCAGCGAGGUCACGCAGUACAGGUCCACGGUGGUGAUCACCUCUCUGCUGGUCAGGACUCCUCUGAUCCUGCAGCUCCACGGCACAGGAUCGUGCCAGAUGUAGUCGCUAAACACCACAUCUACAUUUUUCACAGAUCUUCUUUGAAAAGCAUCUUUUGGACUCAUUUUUUGGAGUCAAAUCAUUUUUACAAGAAAAAUUUAAAAUGAUAUUAAUAAUACACUAAUAGCACUGUUUUUUUUGCAUGUGUUUUUCUAAUAGCUUUCAUGUGACGGCUUAUCCCUUGGCAUUCACACAAUAUUAUUAU
This is a messenger RNA of Doryrhamphus excisus (bluestripe pipefish), 6054 nucleotides long. The record is from RefSeq and is a predicted model, not a curated record. NCBI's taxonomy places the organism in Eukaryota, Metazoa, Chordata, Actinopteri, Syngnathiformes, Syngnathidae.